Molecule: messenger RNA, 897 nt
Organism: Tachysurus vachellii
Lineage: Eukaryota; Metazoa; Chordata; Actinopteri; Siluriformes; Bagridae
Exons: 2
Coding region: 257-766 (169 amino acids)
Source: RefSeq, a predicted model, not a curated record
CUUAGCCACAAUUGUUUAUAUUGUAUUAACUGAAACGAAAAGAAAGUACACAAACAGGACAAAAAGAGAAGAAAAACCUCACAGUUAACACCACAUCCUGUAGUAGCAAGAAAAUACAUGUGGAGGGAACGUGACUAUUUGACUAAUAUACAAUCCAUGCUAGCACAUCCAACAGAUCUUGCAGAGCACACAGACAGAUCCUAAAGCGCUCGUUUGACAGUCUUUUCUACUAGCCUGCCAAAUCACUCAGACUGACAUGAUGGCACAUUGUAAUUGCUUUGGAUAUGUCCUGUUAAUGGCAGCAGUGAUUUUUUCCUCCCUGAGAACAUUAAACUCUGUGGAGGAGCUGCAUCAGACAGGUUUUGGUAGCCCACCUCCAAGACAUGGACUCGCACUGCUUGUGUGGUAUGUUCAAAACUGUAUUGACAACAACAUGGUGUCUCUCUGCAACCCCAUGGAAGGUGAUUACGGUUUCCAUGAGUUCAAGAAUGCUGGACCGUUUUUUCUCCUACCCAGGCUGAAAGAUAAGAAGACAUAUGGCUACUUCACCAUAGGAAACCUUAAUUACAAACAUGCCAAAGAUCUUCCCUAUGAAGUCAGAAAAUAUUAUAAUCCACAUGACCUAAAGAGCAAUAUGGACAGAGUCAUUGUGAAAUAUAAUAAGAACAAGAACAAAAUCGAGGAGAUAUUCAUUUCAGAGCACUAUAAGAAGGUAAAGACGUAUAUUGUUGGUUUGCCUCUUAUCACUGAGUUAAGACAACAGUAGCUAACCACAUAAAGCUAACCACAUAAAGCACAGAAAAGCACAGAAAUGGACAUAGAAAUUGCUGGAAUGUUUCAUACAAACUAUAUUUUAAAAACUAUUUUCUUUGCUUGUCUGUAUAGUAUCUAAACAAA